Molecule: messenger RNA, 1395 nt
Organism: Meriones unguiculatus (Mongolian gerbil)
Lineage: Eukaryota; Metazoa; Chordata; Mammalia; Rodentia; Muridae
Product: mas-related G-protein coupled receptor member B4-like
Biological process (GO): G protein-coupled receptor signaling pathway
Cellular component (GO): membrane
Molecular function (GO): G protein-coupled receptor activity
Source: RefSeq, a predicted model, not a curated record
AUGGUCUUGGAGUGUCUUGAGCCAAUGACAGUGUUUCCUACAGACAUGAUUACUAUUCCUGGAACAGGAAGUACAGAACCCUUUGUAGUUAAGGUUACAGGUGGUGUACAGCUCAAACUUCGAAAAACAGCAAUGAAUCUAGUUUAUCUUUACUAUGAGUUGGCUUUUAGGCUUAAGGCUGAGGCAGGCUGGUUCUUCACUAGUAAGGAAAAUGAAGAUAGAACGAAGAAGCAGAGUCUAGAAUCAAUCUGUGGAAAGAUCUUCUACCUUGGUCAUCUCUCUACUUCUCAACCAGAAAAUGGAAGAAAGUCACAUGGUCCUGACAGAGAGUAUGGUGUGCUCAUAUCUCUGUUCAUUUGCAGGAACACCAGUGGAAAAUUCCAAAGCAUUGGUCCAACCACCCCGGCCUGGAGCACUGCCAACACAGUCGUGAAUGGAAGUGACUAUAUGGAAAACUUGUCUUGUGUCACCAUGUUUAAUACCCUGAAUAUUCUUACUGCCUUCAUUUCCGUGGUUGGGCUGGCAGGAAAUGCCAUAGUGCUGUGGCUUCUAGGCUUCUGCAUGCACAGGAAUGCCUUCUCAGUCUAUGUCCUUAACCUGGCUGGUGCUGAUUUCUCCUACCUUUGUUUUCAGACUGUGUAUUCCCUGGAGCGUAUCUAUUCUCACAUCUAUAAAAGCUACUUCUACAUUCCCAUCUUUCUUUUUAACGUAUUAAUUUUUACUUACCUUGCAGGUAUGUGUAUGGUCGUAGCCAUCAGUGCUGAGCGCUGCCUGUCUGUUAUGCAGCCUAUCUGGUAUCGCUGCCAACGACCAAGACACAUAUCAGCUGUCAUGUGCACCCUAUUCUGGGCUUUCUCUCUACUGCUGAGCCUUCUGUUAGGGGAGGGUUGUGGCUUACUGCUUAAUGAUUUUGAUUAUUCUUUCUGUAGGACUUCUAGUUUGGUCACUGCUGUAUUUGUAAUAGCAUUAUUUGUGGUUCUUUCUGGGUCCAGCCUCGCCUUGUUUGUCAGGAUCUUCUGUGGCUCACAGAGGAUUCCUGUGACCAGGCUCUAUGUGACCAUUACACUCACAGCACUGGUCUUCAUACUUUUUGGUCUGCCCUUUGGUAUUCACUGGUUCCUCUUAGAUUGGAUUGUGGAAUUGCAUAGUAUUUUCCCUUGCAAUACUUACGAAAUGACAACAUUCCUGUCCUGUGUUAAUAGCUGUGCCAACCCCAUCAUUUACUUCCUCGUUGGCUCCAUUAGGCACCGCAGGUUCCAGAGGAAGACUCUCAAACAGCUUCUGCAGAGAGCCAUACAGGACACCCCUGAGGAGGAAGAAGGUGGAGGGAGGAGUUCUUCAGCAAAGUCUGGGGGCCUGGAAACAGUCUGGUGUAGCAGCUCUGUGAGUACUUGA